Musa acuminata AAA Group (dessert banana) is the source of this 3001-nucleotide messenger RNA. Its product is annotated as probable glycerol-3-phosphate dehydrogenase [NAD(+)] 1, cytosolic. Gene Ontology annotation, cellular component: cytosol; glycerol-3-phosphate dehydrogenase (FAD) complex. Gene Ontology annotation, biological process: glycerol-3-phosphate catabolic process; carbohydrate metabolic process. The record is from RefSeq and is a predicted model, not a curated record. The transcript has 6 exons. Lineage: Eukaryota; Viridiplantae; Streptophyta; Magnoliopsida; Zingiberales; Musaceae. Bases 1249 to 2640 code for a protein of 463 amino acids. Gene Ontology annotation, molecular function: NAD binding; glycerol-3-phosphate dehydrogenase [NAD(P)+] activity.
UCAUCUAUUGAUUGGAUGGUAUCCUUAAUCUGAGAUUGGUCUUCAAAUCUGGUUUCGGCCCCUGUCAUUCUAAAUGUCAGCCUAGUCAAAGAGAUGGAAGUGUUUGUGUGAAGAGCGGGUGUUUUGGGGUGGGUUGGUUGGCCCACAUGGAUGGUUUUCCACAAUUAAUGUGGUAGGCGUUGUUGGGUCAAUGGUACCAAUCAACGUUAAUUGUUAUUACUAUCACCUGUGCGUUGCACCACUUUCCCUCCCUCCAGCAUUAACUCUCCUGUGACUCUUCUCUUGCAAGCUAACAACACAGUUUCGAUCAUGAAAACAGACAGUAGCAUUAAUAGCUGCUGGAUAAGGAUUAACAUCAAUUUCCAUCUCAAUCCAUAGAAUAGAGAGGAUCACAUGGAUGUAUGUUUGUUGGGAGGGGAUUUUUUAACCACAUUCUAUCAAUUUGGCACAUCAAACAAGCAAUUACUAAGCAGUCAAAUUUUGGUAAUCAAACUAACACGCUCUCUCAACUACUCUCUUUAUGCUUCACGUAUCACUAAUUCAUUGAAAAGAAGACCCGUCUUCCCGAGUCUUUAAUGCCUCCCAACUAUCAGCAGCUGUUGUUCCAACACCCAUAAGGCUCACGAUUUUUCGCUUCGACUCCCAUCCUUCCUCCCGCCCACUGCAUCGAAAUCCACUCGAGUUUGGAUCUCGGCAGUCCCAGGUACCGAUAGGUGCUUGAAGGAGCUCUCUCUCUCUCUCUCUCUCUCUCUUUUUGUUGCGGUCUUUGGUUGAUUGAACUUGGAGUGAACAAGAGAGAGAGAGAGAGAGAUCUGAAUGGUUUUUAGUAGCUUUGGAGCCUCCGACACAAAACUUUUUGCCUUUAUUUUUUUUAUUGUGAGGUGGGUUUGAUGAACAGUUCCGACGGCAAUUCCGAAGGCUUUCUCCAGUUCUUUGCUUCUUUUGCUGUUUGAUUUGGCCAGAUAUGGUUGGAUAGGACGAUUGAAGCGUGCUAGAGUUGAUUUAUGCCUGUAAGCUAGGAGCUUUGUAGGUUAGCUCGAGAAGAUCUACAGUUCGUUGGUCGGCUGGCAUGUUGGAGACCGGCUCUCUAAUUAUGUGAGGAGAAGGAAGAUGUCUGGAGUUGGGAGAUCACAUUGACGGCAUCAUCCAAUCAAGCCCUGUUCUUCGCUUAUUUCCUAUUAUUUCUUAGCAAAUCUUAUUACUGGCUGAACUAGUGAAGUUCUGCUGUGUUCACUACUCGAGAGAAAGAUGGUUGGCACUGUUGAAAAGAAUCAUGCUUCUGUUAACUCGAACGGUUCCCUUCACAAUUCCAAUGGUGCCGAAGAAAAGCUAGAUGAGCUUCGUCGCCUCCUCGGCAAAACUGAUGGUGACCUGCUAAAGAUAGUUGGUGUUGGGGCUGGUGCCUGGGGCAGUGUGUUUGCUGCCCUCCUGCAAGAUGCUUAUGGUCAUUUUCGUGAUAAGGUUCAGAUAAGGAUAUGGAGACGGCCUGGUAGAUCAGUUGAUCGAUCCACAGCUGAGCAUCUGUUUGAGGUUAUCAAUUCAAGGGAGGAUGUUUUAAGACGUUUGAUCAGACGAUGCGCCUAUUUAAAGUAUGUGGAGGCAAGGCUUGGUGAUCGAACACUGUAUGCCGAUGAGAUAUUGAGGGAUGGUUUCUGCUUAAACAUGAUUGAUACACCAUUUUGCCCUUUGAAGGUUGUGACUAAUUUGCAGGAGUCAGUAUGGGAUGCGGAUAUUGUCGUGAAUGCUCUGCCUUCCACGGAGACGAGGGAAGUGUUUGAAGAAAUUAGUAGGUAUUGGAAGGAGAGAAUUACUGUUCCCAUUAUUAUCUCUCUUGCAAAGGGUAUAGAGGCAGCUUUGGAUCCCGUCCCACGUAUAAUUACACCUACUCAGAUGAUCAAAUGUGCAACUGGAGUUCCAAUUGAAAACAUUCUUUAUCUUGGGGGUCCAAACAUUGCUUCAGAGAUUUACAACAAGGAAUAUGCUAAUGCUCGAAUCUGUGGAUCAGAGAAGUGGAGCAAACCUCUCGCCAAAUUCUUGCGACAGCCAUAUUUCAUUGUAUGGGACAACAGUGACCUAGUUACUCAUGAAGUGAUGGGUGGUUUGAAGAAUGUUUAUGCUAUUGGUGCUGGAAUGGUAGCAGCUCUGACAAAUGAGAGUGCAACAAGCAAAUCAGUGUACUUCGCCCAUUGCACAUCUGAAAUGAUAUUUAUUACUCACUUGUUGACUGAACAACCAGAAAAACUGGCUGGUCCAUUAUUAGCGGAUACUUAUGUGACCCUAUUAAAGGGUCGGAAUGCAUGGUAUGGGCAAAUGCUUGCCAAGGGAGAACUGAGUCCUGACAUGGGUGACAGCAUCAAAGGGAAAGGAAUGAUUCAGGGUGUUUCUGCAAUUGGUGCAUUCUAUGAACUACUUAGUCAGCCUAGCUUAAACGUGUUGCAUCCCGAGGAUAACACACCCGUUGCUCCAGCUGAACUGUGUCCCAUCCUUAGAACACUUUACAGAAUACUGAUUAGAAGGGAGUGUCCUUCACAAGCCAUUCUUCAAGCGCUACAAGAUGAAACCAUGAACGAUCCUCGUGAAAGGAUCGAGCUGGCUCAGAGUCAAGCUUUCUACAGGCCAUCGCUUCUUGGCGAACCUUAACAGCAUCUGUUGACGAUCAAGGAGAGGUCUUAUGUUAUGGUUUCAUCUUUUCUCCCAUUGAUGAAGCUAAAAUGGAAUAACUGCUUAGAUACCGAGCAAAGUGUUCGGUGAGAGAAGAUGAAUCGUCAGUCAGUGAAAAUUUCUGUCAUAAAAUGGGUGGCUUCUAAGGAGGCUUGAUUAAGCUUGUCAUGUCAUGUAAAUGGGUUGUUCAGUUGCACCUUAUGAAUAAUCAGAAUCUACAUAUAUAUGUAUAUAUAUAUAUAUAUAUAUAUAUAUAUAUAUAUAUAUAUAUAUAUAUAUAUAUAUAUAUAUAUAUAAUGUUGUGUUAGAUAAAAAAAAUAGAAACAUGUUUAUGAUCGUA